CCCUGACCGGACUCCCAGGCCCCAGCGGAGCCCCUCCGUCUCCAUGGCCAUGGACGAGGCAGCCGAGGGGAGCAGGCUGCUGUUGCAAGAAGAGGGUGGAGGUGGAGAUCAAGAGCCGCUCCUCCUUCCACAGCAGGAUGCUGGUCUUAUCACAGGUGAUGGAUCUGUUGAUAUCGGAGGGCGUCCUGCACCAAAGCACACAACAGGCAACUGGAGAGCAUGCUUUUCUAUUCUAGGGAAUGAGUUUUGCGAGAGACUGGCUUACUAUGGAAUUGCAAAAAACCUGAUCACUUAUCUGAAAGUAAAGCGUCAUCUAGGAAAUCUCGAAGCUGCAAGUACUGUUACCACUUGGCAAGGGACAUGCUAUCUCACUCCCCUCAUUGGAGCCAUCUUAGCAGAUUCUCAUUGGGGAAAGUACUGGACUAUUGCUGUUUUCUCAUCAGUUUAUUUUAUUGGACUGGCUACUUUAACACUAUCAGCAUCUGUUCCAGCACUGCAGCCACCUACAUGUUUGGGAACUGCUUGUCCAGAAGCAGGCUUCCUUCAGUAUGGCGUUUUUUUCAUUGGCCUCUAUAUGAUAGCCCUAGGGACCGGAGGGAUCAAACCUUGUGUCUCAUCCUUCGGAGCUGAUCAAUUUGAUGACACUGACCCAGCAGAGCGAACAAAGAAGGGUUCCUUCUUCAAUUGGUUCUACUUCUGUAUAAAUAUGGGUGCAUUCAUCUCAGGCACUAUCAUAGUGUGGAUACAAGAUAAUUCUGGUUGGGGAAUAGGAUUUGCCAUUCCUACUAUAUCCAUGGCACUAGCUAUUGCAUCUUUCUUUGCAGCCUCAAAUAUGUACAGAUUUCAGAAACCUGGUGGGAGCCCACUCACAAGAGUGUGUCAGGUGGUUGUAGCAGCAUUCCGUAAGCAGCAUGCCGAACUGCCAAAUGAUAUGUCUCUUCUAUAUGAAGUUGAUAGCCAAACUUCAGCCAUUGAGGGAAGCCGGAAGCUGGAGCACACAAAUGAACUUAAGUUCCUCGAUAGAGCUGCCAUUGUCAUAGCUGCUGAUGUGAAGAGCGCUUGUACAGAUCCAUGGAAGCUUUGCACAGUCACCCAGGUGGAAGAACUGAAGAUUCUAAUCAGAAUGUUUCCUAUUUGGGCAACUACUAUCAUGUUCUUUGCUGUGUACGCCCAAAACUCGUCCCUGUUUGUGGAGCAGGGCAUGGUUCUUGACAAGCGGGUUGGAUCUUUCAACAUUCCUCCUGCAUCCCUCUCAACUUUUGAUGUAAUCAGUGUUAUCAUAUGGGUUCCUCUUUAUGAUCGCAUUCUCGUGCCAAUAGCUAGAAAGUUCACUGGAAGGGAGAAGGGUUUUUCUGAGCUACAGCGCAUGGGAAUUGGGUUGGUCCUGUCCACUCUUGCGAUGGUAGCUGCAGCUCUUGUUGAGUUGAAGCGUUUAGAGAUUGCCAGGUCUGAAGGUCUUAUUCAUGAAAAGGAUGAUGUUCCGAUGAGCAUCCUUUGGCAAAUACCACAGUAUUUCUUGGUCGGUGCCGCUGAGGUGUUCACUGUUAUAGGUCAGCUUGAGUUCUUCUACGAUCAGGGUCCAGAUGCCAUGAGGAGUUUAUGUAGUGCAUUUGCGCUUGUCACAGGUUCAGUGGGAAGCUAUGUAAGCUCAAUCAUACUGACACUGGUUUCAUACAUUACAACUCAAGGAGGAGGUCCUGGGUGGAUACCUGAUAACCUGAAUGAAGGCCAUCUCGACCAGUUCUUUUGGUUGAUUGCAGGGAUAAGCUUUGCGAAUUUGAUGGUUUUCCUAGGUUGUGCUUCAAGAUACAGAUAUAAGAAAGUCCAGUAAUUGUAUUUAAUGUAUACUCAUUCAUGUAAUGUGAUUUCAGACACCAUAUUCAUCAAAAGCAAUUAAUUGUACAGAAUGGAAUGUGUAACAUGUGAUGCUUUCA
Messenger RNA from Setaria italica (foxtail millet), 1934 nucleotides. RefSeq names its product protein NRT1/ PTR FAMILY 8.3. Gene Ontology annotation, biological process: transmembrane transport; oligopeptide transport. The record is from RefSeq and is a predicted model, not a curated record. Bases 44 to 1831 code for a protein of 595 amino acids. Gene Ontology annotation, molecular function: transmembrane transporter activity. The transcript is spliced from 5 exons. Lineage: Eukaryota; Viridiplantae; Streptophyta; Magnoliopsida; Poales; Poaceae. Gene Ontology annotation, cellular component: membrane.